Messenger RNA from Porites lobata, 32221 nucleotides. NCBI's taxonomy places the organism in Eukaryota, Metazoa, Cnidaria, Anthozoa, Scleractinia, Poritidae. The record is from the annotation of a GenBank genome assembly.
CGGAAGCACUUCCGCUAUCGACGUUUGUCGAUUGCAAAUUUGACACGAUACUAUCAGAACAACAUCUACUUGCAAGAGAAAUAAUUUUUGGGAUUACAAAAAGAAGUGUGAUUCCUGUAAAGAUCCGCUGUCGCAAGGCAUGGGAAGCAGCCGUGAAUCUUAUAAUUAUAGACGGCGAUCGAGGGAUGGAAGGGAAGGGUAAGCCAUAAGCUGAUAUACAGUGAAUUUCAGGAUCCACAUACGUGUUUAUGACGCCUUUAACAGUUGAGUGUUCUUUGUUCUUGAAUAUACUGAAUCCCGUCUUUGAUGGACUAAAAUCGAAAUGAACCAUUUCGAAAUUUGUUUAAUCUUUAUUACAAUAUAUUAUCUAAACAGUAAAUCGCUAUCACACCUUCAACAACGCUAUCGUGUAUGCAUAUGUUAGACGAUGUAAACAAAGUCACGGCAAGUAUUUUCUGUGUGUCGUUUAAAGGCACUUCAUAGCCGUGAAACUUACGACUAGAAAAAGCGAGAAACAAUUUCUAGGUAAAACCCCUUCUUUAGGGUUUUAAACGUAACAGAUAACAGAACAUUCUUGACUAUUAGCUACUAUUGUCAUGCAAUUGGUUGAAUUUCGUCAAGACACAGAUGAAGUCCUGUCUUAAGUACUGACCGUUUGAUCGUUUGUGACCUACUAAUUGCUCUUUAAAAGUUUUAAUGUUUCCAGAUGGUGCUGCUGUUGUGAUAUAAGGUAUCCUUGACAGCUUGUUUAGUUAUUUAUAAAAACACCGUGACAAGACGGUGCUUAGAUCUCAGUCCCGAUGCAGGAAGUGGCUGAGUCAUAGCUUGACAUCUUAUACUACACCCUACUAAACACUGCCUAUGCGUAUCUAACAACGACAUUCAGAAUUAUAAUUUGAGGCCGAUUGACACUUGGAGAAAUUCUGUUUUUGAAUCUAGAACUUUGCCGAAGAAUGUGUGGGUUGACUAGUAGCGUCUUGCAACCAAGCAAUCGACCAAUUUCGAUAUUUCAAAAUUCAUGCUUAGGGAAGUGUUAUUGUGUUUAUUCAUCCCAGAGCUACAGCUGGGUAGUGAAGUGUAGUUCGAACCGGGAUCCGUGGUCUUAGAUUGGGCUGCAUUUGGCACUCGCUGUCCAGAUAUCUAUCGAUCAGUUGCAUGCACGGUCAUUUCGAUCCAGUAAUCUCUAUAAAAGACUCCGUUGUAGUGGGUCUUAGCAUGCAGAAGUUCUAAAACAAUGUGUACUGCAAACUUUUCUUAAAGGGACACACUGAGAGAAACGCUUUCUAGGUAAGUGGUCGUCCGUUUGUAGUAAGUCGUACAACCUGACGUAAGAGUGGGCAGAUUGGACUGAGAUAGUGGGAUUGACGAUGCACUGAUUAUUCUGUCCUUUACAGAACGGCUUACAAUCGCCUCCAGCACAAUGAAGCGGCAACAGAGACAGAAUUUGUGAAAGUGCGGAAAGAUUUGAAAGGUUACGUCAUCGGAAAAGAUGGGUGUUCGAUUAAAGAGAUCAUGAAGUCUUCAGGCGCACUGAUCACAUCGCCGGGAAGAAAUGACGAAGGAUUUUUUGUCCGGGGGGAUGCUGGACAAAGAAAAUGUGCUAAGAGGCUCAUAUUAGAGAAAGCAGUAAGUGCGGCGUGUAAUAAUAACAUAAUAACAAAUAUUAUGGAUUUAGGGUGAUUCAGUGUUUGUUAUUUGUAUAAGGCUAAUUGCUUGCAUGAACCGUUAGUCUUUCCAUUGUGCCCAUAAUAAGGCAUCAAAUAAAUUAAACAUUUUUCCUGUCAUCUGGAGACACAUAAUAACUACAGUUGGAUUUUUUUAAUACUAUAGAUUUAUAAUAGGUGCACGCGUAUUAACAAAUUUACUUACUUCCGGGGUGAGGAAGUCAAAUAAUUUCCCUUGCUCUUUCCUCUACAGCACGAAUUACAGGUGAAGAAAUCUGAGAUAGCUCCGACUUUUGAAUUGGUCGAAAUUCCAAGUGAAUGCAAAGGCUUUGUGAUAGGUAGAGGAGGAGAGAACCUGAGACAGAUCAGCAGUCAAACAGGAGCAAAUUUGAUACGUAAAGAUGGUAAUGUGUACCUUGCCAGCGGAACAGAAGAACAAAGGCAACGUGCUAAAAAAUGUAUCAUAGAAAUGGUGGUGAGUCAUCUGCUCAAAUUAUCUUAUACGGCAAUUAUCAGGCCCUGAUUACAUGAGACUGGUGAAAACACAUACCAGUAAGACUGGUGUAAGAUCAAUCUCAGUGCUAAUGCCUGCUUCUGCUAACUGAAGAUAUGGGUUCUCAGAUUAUUUGCCAGAGUGGUGUUAUGUACAAAGGCCCAUCUAAAGGCCCGAGUUCAUGAGGCCUUAACAGCCUUAAAAAAAAAUAUAUAUAUAUGUUUCAUUAAAAUAAUUAACUUUGGCCACAAAAAUCAUCCAUCUACGAAUACGGACCAAUACGUAAGUACAAUUGUUGCUAGUAGGUUUAGCCUUCAAGAAGACUGUCUGUAUACAACUGGUUAUUUAUAGUCUUUGUUGACAGCAGGUAAAACAAGACUAAUAAAAGGUUCACUGUCUUGUUUUCUGGCAUAAACGCAGAGGAGGAAAUCAGAAGAAAACGCUCCACCUGGUGAAUUUGUGGACAUUCCGAGCGCAUUCAAGGGAUUAAUCAUGGGUAAAGGGGGAGACAAUCUCAGUUUUAUCAGCACUAAGACAGGAGCAAAAUUGAUUCGCAAAGAUGGUGAGGUGUACAUAGUAAGUGGCACCGACGAACAGAAGGAGCAGGCCAGACUGCACAUUAAAGUAGCUAUAGUAAGUAUACUGAAAUAGCUUAAUUUCCUGUUAUUAUAUUCUUGACAGCAUUGGCAAUAGACGAAUCCAUUAUGUAUAAGGCAGGCGUUAGUUCUUUGAAUGAAAUUUGACGUAAACAUUGAGAUGCAAAGUGCUGCUCAGAGGGGCUCGAACCUGGAACCUCAGUCGUACACAACCAACCACCUCUUCAAUCCAUUCACACUAUGCAAUAGCGGCUAGUUUAACACAUACAACAAACAGUGCUCAAUUUUUGUCUCUAGGCUGGAGCAAGACUCAGGGGUUUAGAAAACGAAUUCGCCAAACCUCGUGUCUACAUUGAUAGCUGGAAUCUCCCUGAGGACUGUGAAGUUAAACUGAAGAAGUUGGUGAAAGAAGAUCGUAUGGUACAUCCAGGUUGGGAUAAACAGUUCAGGCUAAUACCCUCUGAUCACAAUGAGCCACAGGUUUGCAAGAAUGUUUUGUUCUUACUUCCUCAAGCUACGUUAAGAUGAUCACAUUUUACCUACGUAACCCAGUGUAAAAAGUGUAGUGCACGUGCAACCUUGAGUUAUUACCGGUUCUCAAAAGAUGUCAUGUCAUGUGUCUAUUCUCAAAGGACAAAGGAAUUAAAUUCCUCACGUUAUGCCUAGCUUCUUUCUCUCUCUGUUAUAUCGCUUUUAAAAUCCUUUUAUUAUAGCUACUGUACUGAUAAUCGAUAAAACAGCCUGUCGUUUCAAUGGCUAUAACUCACUGAGGUUGCAAAGCUAGCAAACCAAAAAUUUCCUUCCGUACUUAGCCUCACUUGUCCAAAGGAACAGGACACUGAGGUGGUUUCGUUUCUUACAGCACUGAUAACAACUUUUUAGUGUAACGUGUGUUUAUUAAAGCCGACCUACCUGCCUUUUGUCAAGGUCUCCAAUUCUACUGAGGACCCACCCUAUUUGUCACAACUUGCUGGUGACGCUUUGGAGUCUCUUAAAAAAAUAAAGGAACAAAUGACGACAGAAGAGUACCUUAAGGCCGACAUGUGGUGUCACUUUGGAAGAGCUAUCAUCCGGGGACCUGACGAAGGUAGUACUUUCUUUCAGUCAUGCCCACGACGCUCGUAAGCCCAUGAGAUUGAGACUUCCCUUCCCAAUUCUGACGAGUUGCAUGCACGCCCAAAGAUAUAGAUCGAUAAAUACCUCGUGGAGCAAAGUUUCUUGUCUAAGCAAACAGGGGCUCUUUGCUCGUUUCCAGUGACCUUUCGAGGCAAGAUGUUUUAAAUUAGAAAUAAUCCAAGAUUUAAUGGUUUUAAAAGUAAGGAAACUCCACGUUCACGACACAAAUAAGGCUAGAAUCUGCAGCAUGCUCUAUAUUCAAAUUGACGGACUCUUUUAUUGUCUCAGAGGAAGCUGAGGAAGGAGAGUGGACUAUCGAAGAUGUAAGAAAAAGGUUUCAAAUCGACAAUGGAGAAAGUCUAUGGAGAACUUCACUCAAGGAAGGAGUUGAUCUAGAUGAAAACAUCUUGGAAAAAAUCAGUGACUACGAAAGUACUCGUGAAGAAUAUGUUGACUAUGUGGCAAGAUAUGACUUGGCAUUUUUAACGCCACGUGGUAAUGAAAUAAGAUUCAAGGUAAGGCCGCCAUUGAGCGCUUCCAGCAUGUUCGUCUAACAUCAUCCAACAUUAAAACAGUGAAAUACCAUCAACUGACGUGAUACAAGUAACAACUCACUUUGACUCUGAAAAUGACUACCACACAGGUUGUCAAAACGUCAGUCACUGUUAACAACAGUCAGUCCUAUUCAGGGCUACACUGUCGAUCACAAUCAUAUUCCACCUGCUUAUCAUCCAACACAGAUGGAUGCAGCCUGCUGGAUGCACUUUAUCUCCUUGUUUGACGAUGUUCUCAUAGUUUAACGGAUUCAACAUUGGAUGAUGUCGUAUUCAUCAGUCGAGUGUUCGAUUGAGCCAUUGGUCAGGCGAUGAUGGUAACUACGUGACCAUCAUUGUCGGAUGGUGUUGAACCCACAUGUUAGUAGACACUAAGCUCAAACACCGACUUUCACCAUCGUCCUUUAAUAUUGUAACGACUGCCUACUCUACUCACGCUGGUGCUCCUCUUAUAGAAGCGACUAAGGGGAGCCAAUGUCAGUUGAUAUUCAAUAGCCCAAGUUCGAUAUAUUGAAAUUCUAACACGACUCUGAGGCCUUCCGGUCAUAUUUCUUUAUUGGUUUUUUGUGCUCAACUCUUUUCUGGGAAUUGCGAGACAACGGUGAAAAAUUUGCAAUUUUGUCCCUAAAGCCUCGGAGUCAAGUAAGAAUUUUAAUUUAUCGACCCGAAGAUUGGGAAUUUAAGAAAGGGUACGACAGAGCCGCCUCCUACUGGAUUACUAUACUAGGUGUCAUUUGGUUAUUAGGAUCUGCUAACUAUCCACCUUUAGAGAUAAUUAGGACUGCAUACUCGGAGAUGAAAUUAUAAUUGAUAGAGAGGAUUAGUUCCCUCUAGUAACUAUUACUGACAUCGUCGUGAGGAUAACGGGUCGGAGGAGCUCUUGUGGCCAAUCGGAAACAUGGAAAUAGAAUGCUUGUGGAAAAUGUUAGCUUAUGUGCCCAGAGGCGUCUUCCUUUUUUUUCUAAAUCUUGUCUGGAAUGAUUACCGCUGUUAACAUUCCCGUCCCGUUUUUGCCCCCACCUGGUCAAUGAGAUUGCUAGUAAUGCAAGAGAAGAUCCUCAAUUCAGACCUUUGUUAGCCUAUUCUCUCCAGGCGUUCAGAUAAUGGAGAGUGGCGCAAAACUGGAGGGCUCACCUUUUUUGCGCCGGCCCUCCUAUCUGAACGUCUUUAACCGGCUAGACCUUGCUCUUCUUUCACAGGUUUGGAUCACAAGAAACAACACUGAUAAAAAGUUGGAAGACAUUCCAAUUCCUUACAGUGAUGUGAAGAACAUCCUGGAAGAAAUUCAUUUUAAAGACGAGGCAACGCGAUUAAGGUGUAGAGGAUGGCUGGUGCUUCCAUCUAGAAAAUAUCUGCAAGCAGAUAUUUUGUUUCCCGGUUGCGAGUUUGACUGUAGGCUCACUAUUCGUGGGCGAAUGGGUAUGACUUUGAUUAGAACACCUUAAAGAGUGACAGUUGUAAUAGCUACAAUAAGUAAAAUAGAAGAGGGUUAGUAGAAAUGUCCAUCGAAAUUUGUGUGGUUAAAAAUGUCGGAUUUAACUGUAGAUGUACAGGUUUUAAAACUACUACUUUGGGGGCUAAACUGACCCUAAGAGUGACAUUUUAGGAGGAGAACUACGUCUCUAGACCCUAAUUACUCGCCUGGGGUUUUUUGAAAUUACUCAGAACGUAAUUUGGGAUUACGUUUUGGAUAUUUUGAGCUUUUGAGUAACUAGAGUAAACUUAAGUCGUAGCCGCCUUUCCUCUCGACAAAAAUCUGCUAGUUGCCGUGCCUUAUCAGGCUGGCGGACAAACCACCCGACCUCAUAAAUGAAUGGACGUAACGUCACCCCGUGUGGUAAUUGGGCCGCGAUUCGAGUCCCUAAGUUUCCGCUCCGCAAGCUGUCCUAUUCACCCCUUUAAUGACCGUUUACAGAGUGUUGGUAAUUACUAAAGCUUUGACUUCAUUUUCUUCUAUCCUUAGAAAGUGCAAUCCCGGCAGAUUAUGCACCGAAAGAGUCGACACAAGCGUUAUCGGAAUAUUUGAGCAGACUGACCUUGACAGAAGAAAAUGGUCUUGAAAUUUGCGUCCCAGAGAGAGAUCCACCUGAAGGAUUUCACUUGAUCCACAAACGACGGUCCGAACGAUCUCUUUACGAAAUUUAUCCAGGAUUUGCAGUUAUUUUUUCUAAGGAGAGCUCUUGGCGUAGCGAUAUAUCAACGGAAGACUCGAGAGAAUCGGUAUGAAUUUAAAAGAGCAUACACUCAAUUUCGAACUAAGAUCAACUCUCUGUAGGUAACACAUUGUUUGGACCAGUUCUUAAGGUGAUGUUACACGAGACGAUUCGCAACGACGAUUUUUAGCACAACACAGCGCAACAAUGUUGGAACAAUUUUGUGACCAUUCGUAACAAUGUCGCAACAAUGUUGUUGCAACGCUGUGUUGCGCUAAAAAUCGUCGUUGCGAAUCGUCUCGUGUAACAUCACCUUAACUGUCCGUCUAAGGGAGGUGUCAGCCUAUUUUCAAGGGCUAUAGAUGUAAUGAGUUAUCUGUAAUAACCCCAACGACUAUUUCUCGUAGGAGCCCGAGAAAAUAAAUGCCAAAUUUCAAAAAAUGACAUCUUACACAUGAAAUUUUCAGAAUUUUACCAGUUUUUACAAUUCUUUUGAAAUUUGACAUUCGUUUUCUCGCUUAAUAUACGGACACAGAAACAAUUUCCGCUUUCCGUUUUCGUAUUUAUUGACUCUUUGGUUGUCUCUGCUUCACAAGACGCGGGUGGCUAUGCGAUUUCCCGGCGAAAUAUCCUCGAGUUGCAUUUGGGUUGCCAUACCUGUUGAUUGAGCUAGUUUACAUUGGUAUGCCUGUAGUGUGGACGGACGGUCGGUCGGGCGUACGGUCACGUGAUUACCAAAAUUUUUUCGGAUGGGUAGAUUAACACAUUUUCUUAGGUAUGGGGCUACCCUCUCGCGCGCUUCUUGCGGGCGAGCGUAGCCCCAUACUAUUUUUUCCCGUUAUUUUCUUGCAGACCGAUCUUCAUCUACACUGUAGAGAGUGGGACGAGUUACUCAAUAGCGGAGAAUGGGAACCUGAACAAAUAACUGCGAAACUUCCAGAGUUUUUUAGGUUCGUAAAGGAAGUACAACGAUUUGUUCUUCAAGAAAUGCGGACAAAAACUGAUCAAUAGGGAUUUGUAAGCGUCGAGUAAAACGGGAAGGCCCUUUUCCAGGCUAAAGGUUAUUUGUGCAUGUGUGUGCUUUUACCUUGUAAUUCUUGCGACUUUGGGGCCGGAGGGAUCCGAAGUGCUCGGAGCGGAAUAAUCUCCCGGACCAAGGACGAGAGCAAACAACAAACUCAACCCACACACGACGACAACAGUCGGACUCCAACUCGGGUACACAUAGGUGGACUGCGAGUGCCCUCAAUGCUGUACAAGCCAUACUUCCCAACAUGGUUGAAACCCAUGGGUAAAUUCACACAGGGCGAAAUGUUAUUAAUGCUCAAAAGGGUUUGAUGCCCACUCAUGUAACUCACGACCUUGACUUAGGAAAUAGCUCUUACUCUAAAGAGAAAAACAGAGCAAAAAAAUAAAUUUAAUUCGAUUAAUUACUUUCAGAAAAGUAUAUGUAGGGGGUAUCUGACGGACGCGUUUAGAAAGGGGAUGUUUAUAGUAGAAAACUCAUACCGGCGCGAGUUUCAUACCGGUGUCACAGUGAUAUGUGUAUCCCCGUGCUAUGUGUAUCCCCAUACACAUAUCCCUAGUGAUAUAUGUAUCCCGGGUGGGGGUACAAUAAACACUGAUGCUCAUCCACGACACAAUAAGGAAAUAUCUUCUCUUGCUAAAGAAAAUGCCGUCGAUAUCAUCUAACAUAACUAGUAACACAACUAGGGUUAAGACAGGAAUCAAACAACAUGCAAAGGUGGAAUAUUGUGGCGCUCGCAGAAGGGAUACACAUAUCACUGACCCGGCGCAGAGAUAUGUGUAUCCCCUCUCUAUUUUUUGACUUUUCGGGUUAUCCCUUGCUGAAUGAAAUUUUUUCAGUCAUACUUAUUUAACGCGACUAGAGACAGAUGAAUUUUUAUCACGUUGGAUAGGGAGAGGAGCGAGAACGAAUGUUUACAUCAACAUUGCGGCCCACGAAGAAGUAAACUCGCCAGAGACAGCGUUGCGAUUAUUUUGUCUCGAAUCGUUGCUCUUUUGUCGAUUGUGUUGCUCGUAAUCUUGAAUCAUUUGAAGUCCCCUUGACGACGAUUCGCAAAAUUCACAAAAACAACAAAAAUAAAACCGACACUUGUUUGGAGGGGUGGGGGGUAGGGAUACACAUUUCACUAGCAGCCAUAUUGGAGGGAUACACAUAUCACUAGGGAUAUGUGUAUGGGGAUACACAUAUCACGGGGAUACACAUAUCACUGUGACACCGGGAUGACUUCUUUAUUUCGCAUCCCGUUAUGAUGACUGGGUCAUCAUGUAAACGUGUUGAAGCUGACGAAGCCAUCUAAUGUGUGAAGCGACAACGGUAGUAAGAAAACAAUGUGUCUAUUGCUAAAAUAACUCACUGUUGAUCAAAGUCAUGGAGGUUUUAAAAUUGACAAAUUACAAUCCAAGCCAUAAUAAACCAAAUGGGACAACUUUGCAAUUCUAAGGACAAGUCGAUUUAACCUGUGAGCCCAUACCUUGGGGCACGUACAUCAGUAUACGAAAUACCUUUGCUCAUGACAGCAAGGCUAAAGGUUUGUUUAGUCAACGAGGUUGUACAUGUUUGGGUCGACGAAUAUGACCAAAAAAAAAAGGUUUUACCAAUCUUGAGAGUCUGCAAUAACAGUUAAGCUAUGAAGCAUUUAUAACUCAAUUAAGACUGGUUAAGCUACCGGCAAAACAUCACUGAAACAUAUGGAUGCCACAGCUUAAUGCGUCUGUAAAGUCUAAGUGUUUAGAUAAAUUUCAUUAUCAUAAAUUACAGAAAUUACGCUAUUACAAUAGAACUAUGUCGAAUCAAGUAGAGGUAUAGUUUCAUUCUUAGGCUUAACUUGUUUACUGACCUCAGAGACAAAAACAGGAGGAGAAGGUAUAUAAGGCUAUUUUUACAGUAGCGUUUCAUUAUGGAUGAUUUCAUGUGAUUUUUCUCCCAAUCUUAACGCAAACUGGCACUUUUUCCUAUUCAACAAUCAAUUUACGGUCAUUUAGGCGGGCAAAGCAAAGUCCACGAUGCCUCGUUCCACAUGCAAAGUGAGGUAUGCAAUGUGAAUAACAACCAAGACUUAAAACAAACGAAAUGUCAAAACAUUUCGUGCUGGAAUCAGUUGACAUCAAAUGUGACGAACUGUGAAUGCCCCAGGGGUAAUAAGGAAGUAAUUUUUAGAGGAGCUAAAAUUAAUUAAAAGUAUUACAUACUAAAAUAGCACCAAGGUUUUUGUUAUUUUCUGUUGUUAACAGGUAGACAAAAAGAAAAAAUCUUAAAAAGGCCCAUUUUGCUCGCAGUAAGUCUUGUUUCUACGUUUGUUUGUCUUGAUAUUUAUUAAAUUACACCACGCCUUGAACAAGUUGGAAAAGGCCACCACGGUUUAAAUCUUUCGUAAAUUAUUUGUGAGAGGCGAAGGGCAGUUAACAAAGACGGUCAUCGUAAAGCAGACAAGCGUAAAACCCUAAAGCCAUCUACUUACUCUCUGCCUUACUUACCCCUAACAAAGGGAAAGAGAAUUAAAACCAAGGAUAAAAUUGAAGCACGACUUAUAUACUGCAAACGUAGCAUGAGCAGUUUCAUUAUUGGGGGCAGGCGUACGUUACUGCACUUAAUUUUACCCAUAACUGAAAGUGUGGAACCUCCGAAAAGCGGCCACACAAAAUGUCUAACCCAGUGGUCUCUGACGAGAGGAAGUCGCUUUCAUUCCAGCUCCAAUAGUGGCUUACGUUUUGAGAUAUAAGCGCGGACUUCGCCUACUCCUCACCCUUGAGGGCAACGCAUAACGACUUGACAUUUCAAUCCUAUUUUUCCUUUGGUUGCGAUAAUAGGUUCAUAUCAAACUCAAAACUAUGUUGAAACCCAGUCAAGAUGAAAGAUUCUAGAGGAAAACCAACCAACCAAACAAACAACCAUCAACAAACCAAAGAAAAAAAAGCUUGAUUUUCAAGUAGCUUUUAACCUUGCUCGCUUUUACUUUAUGCGGAGGAGUGUCGCUUACCGCAAAAAUGGAACCUUAAAAGGAAAGCUAACAUGUAUAAAAUAGAAAAGAUAGUUGAAUUUUGGACGAAUUCCAGUCUAGAUUUAUACAUUCUGCUUUUCCCACCCUUCCUCUACUGAUAGCCACGGAGACCUGCAUUGUUCUUAGCACGUGAAAUGUGCGUGAUAUGUUAUGCAAUUCAGCCGAUUUCGGAAAAUGAAAACAUGCUAACGACGCAGGUCUGAAAGCUAAAUGCAUGUCUGAAAGCCAUAUGGAAUAACGUACAGCUCGAGUGUGCAUUUUCCUGUCAUCCAAAGACUCUGAAAAGUGCUUGAAGCCUGUGCAUUGUAGGUUAUAAAUUCCGCUUUUGGCAGGUGACAUUCAUAUCAAUCACAAUAGCGUUCGUUUAAGAAGACAAUUCAGGAAAUUCGGCUUAUUUACACAACUCUUCAGUGGCUACCGGCUUUAAUUGACUUUUUGAACCCCGCUGAUUUCGUCAACCUGUAGCUAGAGUCAUAGUCCUUAUGGGUCCUUAUGGUUCUCCAAUAAAGAUACACAAAUGGACAACAAAACAGACGAGUUACAAAUAAACGGAAAACGGCUUUUAGUUCGAAGAGCAUCAACGCCAGCUCCUCGUGUUUACACGAGAAGGCCAAGCUUGGAGCGGAGGCGAAUAACCGCUCCAGCUAAAUUGGAAGUAACAUGGGAACCUGUGUUGACGUCACCUUACAGUAGCGAUCAAGGAAUGAUAAAAGGUAACAGAGAGUUAAGCUCACAGGGCACCAAUACGUCACAAAAUGAAAUCAAGCUUCCUCCAUUAAAAGACGGACUGAAACAGAGCUCACUAAGUGGGCAAAGGGAUCUGGCAGCGAUUGAUAAGACGAGGCUGACAAAUCGACACAGCCGGGCUGAAAAUACGAGUGUCACAACAAAUCCAUUCAAGACUAAUCAAAGACGCUUCUCGUCUCCUGGCCAAUUGUGUUGGAACAGAGACCAUCAAGACGGACAGGCAAACGCUUUGGAACAUUUUAUCAGAAAUGAAGAGACAAAUUUUGACCACGAAAAAGAGAAAGCCAUUUGUGUGUUCAACUGGCUAUCCACCCAGAACUCUCUGAUGAAAUCCACCAGGUAGUUCAGCGUUUGUUGCGGUGUUGUGUGUCUUUUUUAUAUUUAACCUAUGAAGAGUGUUAUCCACGAAUGAAUCUUUAAUUGAUAACAGUCAAGCGGCAGAUGAAGCCCAAAAUUUAACACUGCAACGAAUAUUUUUAAAGAGCGCAUUAUGUCAGUGACAUUUAGAGAGAACGUUUCAAAAAUGAUGAGAUACCAACAGAUACAAAUACAUUAGUGUGAGUAGACUUUAUCCUCUGUUUCGCCUGAGUAAAGUUGUAACCGUGUAGAGUUAUGUAAUCAUUAAUUAAGAGUAGUUUUAGCCCUUUUAACGCUCCAAUCCUAAAAGUAGCCAAAAUUCUUUUUGAAAACUGAUCCCGUAAAAAAUAAAUUUUUCCACGCAAAAGUUCUGUAAAAGAGAGUUUUUUUGAAUGGUAGCACCACAGGAUUUCGUCCGCAGAUUCAAACAUUGUAGUGACAAAUAAAAUUGUCCAAGAGGGAGAGAGUUAAUUUUUUGUUAACAGGGCUUGCAAACCAAGGCCGUUGCGAUCUGUAAAUUACCUAUAUUAAAGUGGAUUGCUGCUUUUGCUAACAUUAAAAUACAGUUAUGAUUUACAGAUUUACUUUUGAUGUUACUCGUGUACGCCAACAACAACCUUAUAAGCAAGACAAAUUUACUUUCCUAUUUUGCAAAUUCAAGUUUAGGUUAUUGGUUUAAUUUGGUGAUGAACAUCAGAAAAAGACGUUAUUUUUUGAUAUCGGGUGCCCAUCAACACUUUAUUACUUGUCUCUAACUUUUCCUUUGGCAAUAACCAUUCUUUUUAACAACGACUAAAUUAACAGGAGGAGGGAAAUAAACAAAGUCCCUCUGUCCGUGUCUAAGGGCCUGUUUACAUGGAGUGGGGGACCCCGGUCUAGUGGGGUAAGUUUCUUUUGUUUUCACGCUCCGGGGGACACAAAACAAAAGAAACUUACCCCACUAGACCGGGGUCCCCCACUCCAUGUAAACAGGGUCUAAGAUGACAAUAGUUGUAUUCCGUGCGUCGGACUAUUCUGAUCUGCAGAGAAGUUGAUUGCACGGACUCCUAAUAUUAAGUGAAUAGGUAUGCCAAGCUGAAUCAGCGGCUAUCGCUUCUCUUUUCUAUAAUGCCUGUCAGCAAGGCAUUGCAACGAGCCUGUGUUUACCAAAACCAACAAGGAUAGUGACAAUUAUGUAUUAACAUAAAAUAUAAAUAAUCUGGAUUGAUUUUGCGCGCGCGCAGAUUUGCAGCCUAGGGCGGGAAAUAGUUUCUUGAAUAUUUCAGUAAUCAACGCCUCAACAUUCACAGGAUUUAAAUCAAGAUAAACCGUUUAAAAUAGCAGAACUAUGCGUUUUGCUUUUGUUUUUUCAAAGGCUUAUCUCGACUUGUCAACGCUCUCUUAAAGAGUUCUUAAUCAUAUGGCACUUUAUCUCUUCUCGAAUGGCUUAUGUACACUUUGGGCAUUUGUUUCGUAACUUUUAGUUGUGCGUCAGGUUUUCACUUAUUUCAGAAAGUCUAGAAAAUAGUCUUGAUCGAAUAUUGGCAAAGACAGUCACAAGAACAUGAAAGCCACAAACUCUCUGGAUGGAAUCGGUAGUGAUUUGCAUUGAAAAAACAAUGGACAACCGGCUUUUAAGGUAGGGCGUCGAAAAUAGCAUCGCUUUAUUUGUGGAAAAACGUUCGACAAUAUCUCUCUGAAUUUUUCCGCUUGUUUCCCCAUGAAAAUUGAACCCAGAUGUAUGGGCAAGACUCAUUAGGGGAAAAAAUGGAACGACUUCCCCUACGAACUGGGUGGUCAUGUCACUGAAAAGAGAAAAUCACUGAAAAUCACUGAUCAGCAAAAUUACACGCAAACCUCAUGCAAACUUUUCGUCCCCCACGGUAUUAUUAAUUAAACCCAAGUGUUUGAACUCUUUGCCCGGAAAUUCCUAUUCGGUUUUGUUAUAAAGAGUUUGCCGUUGAAUGAUUCGCUUUCGUUGCAUUCCCAGGAAGUUCAGUUUCUAUUGUUCAAAUAGAAAGCACCAUCAUUCUUUGCGACCGUAGUGACAGCUCACCCGGAAGCACUUCCGGGAUGCUGUGUUGAUGUUUUUCUCUCGAUUACUUUCUUGUAAAGUCGCUUUCUUGUUGGGUGUAUUUGUUAAGGAAAAGUUAGAACUAAGAAUUUUGCGUCAAAUGAAAGAAAAACAUGGCUAGCGAGGGCUAUGAUCGACGGCGAGAGCGGUAAGUCAUCUUAAAGUUCUUUUAUUUUUUAGUCGACUCUCGGAUUUUGUUUAUUGUGUGGUUCUCAACUCACAUAGUUAGUAAAUACCAUGUUAUUAUUUUCUUUCCGUAGAAGAAGGGUAAUGAUAAUAUCAAUACUAAGAUACAACGAACGCACAUUUCACUGGGCAAGGAAAUAAAUUUGCUUGACAUUCGUUUCCUUGUUUAAGAUCGACUGAACACUCACUAGGAAAUGCCGCUUAUUUUGGCGACCAUUGAUGUCAACUUGAAUUUACACUAAAUGAAUUUAUACAACCUUUUAACAAAAGUGGCAGUUAUAAACGCUCUCGCAAAUCAAAAUAAAUUUCGCAGGAAGUAAUUUACCCAGCAGUAGUUAUCUGAUGAGUUGUUUCUUUAAGCUGUUCAGUUAGUAGCUAUAAAAACUGUAACUAUCUGUUCGGAAGACGAUUUGAGAACUAGAAUUUUCGGAACAUUUGUUGUAAAAUUUUUUGCUUGCCUGCCUCUCCUAGGAUUUUCGAGCAUCUACAAAAUGGUAUAAUUACCCAUUUUAAACGGGUAUUUACCCUAAAAAAGGCCACCUAGAAUUUUCGGGAGCUUUUUCCUGGCUGAAAUUUUCGAAAAGGUACGUUUUGAUCCCUAUAAUUUUCGGAUCACUAGACUUUCACCUAGGAAAUCCGAACAGAUGAAAAACUUUUAGGGGAUAAAAAUAUGCCUAUAUCUACCGUUUAAAUACUAAAAUACGUUCAAAAAUGCUAUGUUAAGUGGUUUUGAACUAUAUCCUCGUUGGGUGCCCCUGUUUUUUGAGAUUACAUCUAAGAGUGAACAUUAAUGAUUGAAACCAAGUCAUGCAAACAAAUGUCAGCGAACCUUUUUCACUUUAAAUUUUGCAUAAUCUGUAAUCUUUAUCAUGAUUGGACUUUGCACUGUUUGCAGUAAGACGAGUUAAUUCAUACAUUCCUUAAACACCGUUGAUUACAAACUCGUGCCAGUUACGUAUCAUUGCCGACUCGUUUAGUUCAGUCGCCAAGAGGCUGCCAACUUUGUGCAUGCAAAUCCGUCUUAAAUAUCUUGUAAGCGGCAACCAAAAUGCCAAAAAGUGGCUAUAUGUUGGUUUCAAAGGGCUUUCCUUGUAGAAGUCAUAUCAACAUUGCAAUUGACUGAAUUGUUUCAUAAAUAUUUACAGCAAUCUUCUAAUCAACUUACCAAAUGUCACUGAAAUGUGGAACUAUAAAUACGUGUAUCGCAGAAACUCGCGAAGCUCAUGGGGGAGGCUCGUAAAAUGUCAGGGAUGGAGGCGGGAGAAUUGGAGUAAAUGUGUAACUGGGGAAGGUGAGAUGUAGUUAAUCCUCUUUUGCUCAGAGUAAAUUUGAACCCAGUCCUCUGGCAUUAAAAAGGAUCUUCCGGGAUUUAAAUGGGGUGUUGUUAAGGAACGGUGGCCAAUGUUUCAUAGGUCCGGUGUUCACCCCAUUUGACCCUCCAACAUGUGUAAUUAUAGUCAAAAGGAAAUGGGUGUGAUAGUGAAUAACUGAAGGCAAAUAUGCAGUAGCAUUUGCUUUAUAAAAGCUAACCCAUGCCAUGUCUAAUAAUGUGUAAAUUGUAUAAUCAUUUGUGAAGUGUAUCAGUAGUAGUAAGUGGAUGAAAUGGUAGGGGAUAAUGGGCCGCAGUGAAAACAAUUAGUAAAUGCUGGUAAUGGGCAAAAAAAUGUUUAUUGUUAAGUGAACUACACCAAUGAGAGUGGUUGCACUUGUUGUAGUACAUAAUCACACUUGAGAAUUAAUUGUUUGUAACAGUAAGGUGCAAACAUAAUCUUUAAAAUAGAAAUUACAUGUAGCAAUGUCAUUAAGGAUGCAGUUCAGGAGAAUUAUGAAAGUGAUCAUGACUCAUGAUUACUGAAUAUGGAAGCCUUCGUUAGCUCUGAAUCCCUGCUAAAAGUACCAAAUCAUUUAUGAAAGUGUUCAUAGUUAUUUUGUGUACAUGCAUGAAAAACAAAUACCCCUGCAAGAGUGAAUUUGUAUGAAAUGUUCCCAUACAAGUCGUGUUGAAGGUGACCAUUUUCUCAAUUCUUGCAUGCAUGAGCUUGUUGAGACAUAGAGGUAAUUAGUUUUUGAAGUUCCCAGACUGACAGUCAAAUGUACACUUUCCCUGACCAAAGGAAUUGACACUUUGUCCAGAAAAAUGGCUUCCAAAUUACGGUCAAAACUUUGUGUACUGGACAUAGAUGACUUAACACAAAGGACCUCUUUAUUUUCUGUUGAGGGAAAAAUCUGCUUGGUAUUGUUUAAUGGUUGUUGUUCUUUUGUUUAAUGUCAUCUGUGUCCGGUACAUAGAGUGCAGAGUGGAUUGAUCUUGUAGGAAACCCUAUAUCAUCUGCUAGUCGUUUCAUUUCUUGAAACAAUAUUCUGGCAAUGGAACAUGUUUAACUUCUGAGAAUAUGCAGAAAUAUAUAUAUAUAUAUCACCCCCGUCUGACUUCUUUGAAAGAGUUAAAUUUUCCCUGUCUUUCAUAUGUAUACUGAAAUUCCCUAACUUGUUAAAUUGUCCCUUACGGGGAAAAGAAUAAAUUUUCCUGGCAUCGAUGGCAACUAUGUCACACACUAUAAACAUUCUAAGGAGAUCCGAAAUACAGAUGUUCUUUUCGAAAAACAAAUUAGCAUCGAAAAUGGAGGCCAGCAAUAAUAAGUUUUUGUUAUGUUUGACUUAAAAGACACAGCUGUGGUUUUGUAUAAGGCUGCUAUACACUAUAUAUAUUUAACUUGGGAUGGUUUUGGCCAUGGGGAAGUAAGCUUAUUAAAAUGUAAUGAAAAUUGUAAACGAAAAAUUUGUCCAAAAACGAUGUUGUUUACAAAUGUAACGCUUCCCUUAAUGUCGAUUAUUGGUGUUCUAAACUGUUUACUGUAAAAUAAAGCUUACUGUAAAACCCAUUGUUGCUCAAGGUGUAAAGAUAUUCUUGUCGUGCAUUGCACAGAUCGUGUAACUCUUGCUGCCUAUCGUUGCAUCGAAGAAGAUAAUUUUGACUGUAAAUUUCAGGCGUUGCCUCUCCUGAUCGCUUUUUGAAGCAUCGGCAGUCAUUGUUUCCUCUCUUCAUCAGUUUCGUUUGUAGUGUAAUUGUAAUAUGAUUUUGUCGCUGCCUCUAUACAUGUUUGUGGUUGACGACGAUGCCUUAACUGCACUAAACGAUUUUCUCUCUGCUCCGCGGUUUCUUGUUCUCGUCUUCCUCUCCGCUGGCGAAGAAUUUCAAGUCGGCGUUCUCGCUCCAGAAGGAGUUUCGGUGGAAAAUCUUCCUCGGCGAGGAUUUGCAGCCACUUGUGGUUGCUGUUCUGUGUCAUUUGCAUGGGAAAUUGCUCGUGAUACACCAAUCCGGUAAACACUGUUUCACAGACGAUAAAUACAGCCAGGAAACCAAAAAAGGCUUCAUGACGUCACGCUACACCUGACGUCAGGGUGGACACAAGAGAAAUAUUCAGAAAUUAGGGCAACCGAUUUUGCAGCUGGCCAAGUCCACGCGACGUACACGCGCUUCGUGCCCGACGAGAUUAUAAUCCUGCGUCGCUCACGGUCUUCGACCGCUCGCUUCGCGAGAAUAAGUUGCCAUUUUCAUGAUAGUAAAAGUUGAUUAAACGUAGUUCUCUAAAGUUUACUGCAAGGAAUUACGAUUUGAACAUCUGUAAAACACAAUAUAUUUUUGAUGUAUCUUCUUAUCUCUUCAAAAUCUUCAGACUUUCUUAUACUGGUAUAAAAGAGGAAACUGCUGACGAGACAGAGAGCGAGUUUGUAGAGGUGCCAAUAGAACUAAAGGGUCAUGUUAUUGGAAGGGGCGGCUGCAUGUUGCAAGAAAUCAUGCGUCAGUCUGGAGCAAGAAUUAGCUCACAGAGCAAGGAGGAGAGAGGAUUCUUAGUAAACGGUGAUAAGGAGCAAAGAGCAUAUGCAAAGAAGCUUAUAUUGGAAAAAGUAGUGAGUAACAAAUACAAGUUGUUUCCUUAAGAAUUUUUGUUAUACUUUUAAUUUUUACCUGACAACAGUCCCCACUUCUAAAGUUCCAACUCAAGACACAAGUAAUAUCACGUCAUAAUAUCCGCGGAAGAGGGAAAAAGACCUUAGGUAUCCAGUAGUCUUAUUGUCGUUAAGGGUACAAAAAGGACUAUUCCUGGGUCAUUAAGAAUGACGUUGGAUUGUCAGAAUCGACACACACACACACACACACACAAAAAUCCAACCAUCGUUUUAUGGAAGCCACGUGGUCUUCGUGACGCAAUACACAGUUAGUUAUUCUGGCGUGUGGAAUUUUUUAAAUUAAUUAAAUUUCUAUUUUCUGGUUUUAACUUCGUGAUAGGUUAUCAAUAUUAUUUUACAAUUGUUCUUCUUUUUAUUUUAUUAUUUUUCUUCCUUUAAUAGUGUAUUUGUUUCACGCUUAGCUUUUACAAAAAAUUUGCAAAGUUUCUGGUCGUGGUAUCAUUAGCUAACGAUUGUCAACAACAGGAAACGAGUUUAAUGCAGAUUAGAUACCAUUUGUAAAUUACCAGUUUCUUUUCGGAAAUCAUUACUUUUGGUACGCAUUUAAAAGGCAUGCAGCCGUUGUUUUUGUGUUGUUUAAUUCAGAAUCUGCGGUCUUUUGUUUUUAAUUAUCAGGAGGGUGUUAAGUUCACACUGUGGGAGCUAGUGAAAAUUCCUGGCAAGUACAAAGGAUUGGUGAUGGGGACAGAUGGUUCUAAACUUCGAGAAAUAAGCGCCCAGACAGGAGCAAAAGUCAUUCGCAGCUACAAGGAUGGGGAAGUUUACAUAAAGUUAGGAAAUGACGAUCAAAGGAAGAACGCAAGAGCACUUAUUGGCAACGCAGUGGUAGGAACGCUUUCAAUGGUUUGAAAUGUUGUAGUUAGGGAUUAUUUAGCAAAAUUUUUAAAUAUUUAAAUUUUUGGACCGUCCUGACUCUAAAUUAACGAAUUGCCUUCUAGUACGCUAGAAUGAGAUACAUGUAAAGUUAAGUUGCAGGAAUUAAGCAUGUACAUUAAACCCAGUUUCACGGCAAAUUUUCAGAUAAUUCAUGUCUGCUGAACCCAGUGAUCAAGAAUACUAUCCCAGGAAACUAAAGGGAAAUGAUUUAAUCUCAUCGGGUUUCAAUAUCUCAUUUUACAGAAGAUAAUAGGGCUAUUUAAAUAGUAGUAGCUCCUUCUUUGACUUCCAAAUGUGUAUAUUGUUUUAGUCUGCUGGCAUAAUGAGGGGCAUUGAACGUGAUUCUAACAAAGUCAGCCGUUACAUCGAUGGCUUCAAUCUUCCAGGCAACAAAGUGAAGCUGAAACAAGUGAGAGAAGCGGGUACGCAUUCACAAUUCCGACUAAAACCAGCCCAAGUAUAUGAAACACAGGUAAGGACUAAGUGAGGUGAAGGCGGGGGAGGAUUCGUUGUGAGAUUUUUGCACCCGAGAUUGAAAUCAUUAUCAAAGUGCUCUUGCCUGUGCUCUCGGCUUCUCUUAUUAACUUUGUUCCACGAUAUUUGAGUGUAUCGACUCGUGCAACCGUAGGAAAGAAUAGAAUACAAGAGAUAUUUUUUUUAAGUAUGAACUCAAGACUGGAGAAGUUAGGGCAUUAACAUGCUAUGACCGUUAAGCCACCUCAGUUUGGUUGCAUACCUACCACCAACUGUCGUAGAAUAUAAUGGAAACAUGUAGGUCCAACUUAUUAAGUACAAAAGGCAUGACUGGCAUUAACAACUUGUGCGUCUGUACAUAUCACUGUAGAUAUGAAAUUCAAAUAAACUCAAGAAUUUCAUCGGAAAAGUCAUGUUAAGUCCAAGAGUGGCUAGUUGUUGAAUUAUCUGCAGUUGUACUCUGCUUUGAAACGGAUAUAUAUAUAUUUGAUGGUAUGGCGGCCUCAUCACUACUAAUUCUAGACGAGUAUCGUGUUCUUUAAGGUGCACUAAGGAAGUGUAAAGUAGACAGUGCUCACGGUGGUUUCAUGUGAUGAGUUUAGUGAUUUCGAAUCUUAAUAUUAUUUUUAUCAGGAAUUGUGCAACUCUCAGAGCUACUUAGACUACAAGCGACUCCUCAUGAAAGAUGUUUUGAUGACACUGAAGAAGAUCAAUCACUCAUUAGGAGCCGAGAAACCAAAGGCUGAUAUGUGGUGCCACUUUGGAAGGUUCAAUAUCCGUGUCCCUCGUGAAGGUAUAUAGUCAGUUUGACUCGUCCACAGUCAACUCUUUUGUCUCUUUAUUAAAUGUUAACAAGGGAAGCGGGUGGAAUAUGCGCGAGAGGAAGAUGGAUCCUUUUCCCUCUCUCCUUCUUGUCCCCUUCGCGGAGAUGCUGUAAUAGCCCGCGACCGCCCCGUGACCGCUUACAAAUGAUAAGAGAAGACUAGCGAAGAGUCAGUACUGACUGCAUUUUUGUAAAAAACCGGUAUGUGCGUAAACAGGGUUUCCAUUUAAUUCCGGACGCGACACAAAACUUAAAAGUCCUAGUCAUUGAGGAGCUGGUUAUCAAAUAUAGAGAAGACUGCGGUGAUAUCUUAUCCCAUGCAAACAUAACUCGCGCGCUUUUGUUGUCAUUAUUAGAAAUUUUCCUUGCUGAAACCGGAUUUAAUUUGUUUUCUUAAAUUGUAUUUUGUUCCCGUAUUUGCUUAAUUUUCUGUCUUGUGUUUAAUACUGCUCUUGAUAGAUCUUAUAAUAAAUUUGUAAACAUUAAAUGAACAAAAUUUUUUUCCUUGUUAACAAAAAUGCUAAUAUUCUUAGAGAAAGUUGAAGGAAGAGAGUGGACCAUUGACGAGGUGAUUGGAAAGUUUCAGUCAACAUCUGUGGGACAGUUUUGGAAACUGGCGUUUAUAGAAGGAGUGGAACUUACCGAAAGAAUCUUUAAAGGAAAAUAUAAGGAAAGAUCUGUCGAGGAUGUUCCAUAUUUUGCAAGAUACGAUAUGACAAUCAUAACACCAUGUUUUCAUCAAGUCCGAUGUAAGGUAAUACUAAGAGGGUAAAACAUUAUCUCAAGUUUUAACAAGACUUUGUAAUGGGGAGUAUUUCUAAUCUGUAAACAGUUAACUAAUAUUUGUUUUCAAACUGAAAGUGCCAUUCUUCCCAGAAAAUGUCUUCUAUAAAGAUUUCUCUUUCCUUUGUCUUCCUGGCCUUAGAAUUGCUCUCUGUUACUCCAGGACGUUGUGUACCACAAAACUCACGUAGCCAAUUUCACUACUUAUCUUCUCUAUAAACCGUGCGUGUACUAAUAAAAUGGAGCGAUUGUAUAUUGUCGGUUUAACAAGCUUAUGGACUGAGUAAAAAUCGUCGUGAAAGAAAUUUCUUUACAGUUAUAUCUGUUUUUUUCUAGAGACAAACACUGAAAUUAAAUGAUAGUAAUAAUAAUAAUAAUAAUAAUAUGCUCUAAUAAUAGUUUAUUACAUUGUACUUAUAAAAAGCUGCACACAAAACUUUAGUAAAAUAUUCUUAAAAAGAAAACGUCAAUAUCAAUACAAAAUUCCGGCAAGACCCCUUUGCAAUUAAAAUUUCAAGAAAUCACAAGUCAAAAGUCCCAGUGGAUGACAUAAACGUAAAUAAUACGGAUAAGUUUCUGAUCCAUGAGGCGAGAUAUGAAUCUAUUGCUGUUUACUUUCCGUAACAAUUUCCCGAUAAGAAGAUGUAACUUAAGAUUAAGAGAUCGAUAAAAAAACAUUUAAAAGCAAGGAAACACAUCGAUAGUCCUAUUGGAUGGCUCCUUCAACGACUUCGACGUCAAUAUCAACAUUUCGUAAUGUCAGAUGGCACUCUUCUUGUCCUAGAGCCUCUAAGACAAACUAACGCAGAUCCCAAGAGUGCGAAUGAGUUUCUGGUUCUGAUCCGUGAGAUUGGUUUUGGCAUACUGCUCCCCUUUUUUGAUGGAAAUUAGCUGUGCUAAACGGCUAUGAUGCAUCAAGCACUCCUUUCCCAUUAAUAAUAAUAAUAAUAAUAAUAAUAAUAAUAAUAAUAAUUUGUAGAUAGAGACUAAAAAAUAACGUGACUGCCGCUUAUAUACCUGUUUGGUUUCAAAUAUAACCCUCUACCUUGCAGAUAAACAAGUUAUUUCAUUACAAGCUUGAAAACAGUCCAACGGUCUCCUAAAGAAUCUGAUGUAGUUUUUAACACAUCUGUCUAUCAUGCAGGUAUGGGUUUCGAACUAUAAAGUCAAGAGUGGGUCGGAAAGCGUUCCUAGUGACCUUAAAAACCGUCUGGAGGAGAUUUAUUUUGAAGAUGAAGCAACACGGUUACGGUGCAAAGGAUGGUUGGUUCUAAAAUCCAUAAAGCAUUUACAGGCAGACAUUAUGUUCCCUGGUUGUGAAUUUGACUGUAGAUUCACCAUUCGCGCUCGAACAGGUGAGAGGAACGCUCAAUUAUUUCUAACAUAAUCUUAAGGGGAAACACGUAAGAGCCGUAAUAGGAACAUAAAGGGCACCUUGGGGUAUCCUUAAGGAGUGAGCCAAAUGUACAGAGGACGAAGUAAUGAAUUUACCUUGAAAGGUUAUCCUUUUCGACGAAAUCGUUAAACGCAUAUAUAAUGGAAAAAAAUUAGUUUAUCAUAAUGGUAUCAAGGCCACUAUUGGCAUCGCCCACUUUCUCGUAGUUCCUAAGUAGAAGUUAAAUCGCAAACACUACACAAUCGUUGUAUAUCUGCAAAUUACCGACGAUCAGACAAAUCACUGCUAUAGUCUCUAUAACUGUUGGUUAAGAGUAGUAAUUUCAUGACUACUUACGACAGCAAAAAUGCUUUGGUUCCGUUGUUAAUAGUUGUAUAACGCUAACCACGGAAUGAAGAACCGUUGUCCAACGGUUACGUUUGAGAAAGACCCUUUACAUAAUCAGCUGAGAGAUUUUUUUUAUAUAACCAUCCGUUUUUUAAACAGUUGGGACCAACGUUUUUGCUUGUACAUUUUGUUUUCUCAUUUCAGACCACGUGAUGGUAUCCCAGAGAGCUGUUCCUUUCAAAUGUGCUAUACAUAUGUAUGUAUAUGCAUAUGUAUGCAUAAUUUAUGAAAAGAAAAAACCCAAAACUCCCUUGAGAAAAUCACAUGGAAACAUACUAGCUAAAAAGGUCCAUUAGGAUUGGCCCGUUCUGAUUAAGUCUUCGUCAUUAGCCGCAAUAAACACCCUUGAUUCUUAUUUAUCCCUAAGAAAAGGUUAGGGCCAGUUUUCAUCUAUCCAUUUACUUAUGCCCUUUUAGAAAUGUAAGUCGCUUAUAUUUAUCUUUCCACAGAUAACGCUCUGACCACAGACCCUGCACCAGAAGAGGAAGUUCGAAAGGUUCUUUUACAAUAUCUGUCUGGACUGACUUUGAGCCAAGACGAUGCUUUUGGAAUGUGUCUUCCAGCGAAAGAGCUACCCGAAGGUUUUAGUGUUAUACACAGGCGGUGGUCAUGCAGAACCGAGUACACCUCGGUUCAAGGAUUCCUAAUCAUCCUCUCCAAGGAACUAACCUGGAAUUUGGGAGGAGGCACCAGAGAAUCGGUAUUUUAAGUUAAUAUCGGAUAAUGAUAGUCAUCAGGAGAGGGAAAUAUAGAUUGCCCAUGCUACCACUCUCGCGAUUUAAAUCCUUUGAUUGAUGGAACUUCUACGGACUUCUACCAACACGAAAGUUUGCCUAUUUCAGUGGUAGGCUUUGGUAGAUUGUGCUAGCAUAAUUUUAAGCAUAAUUCAGCAAAACGAGCAGUAUUUUAAGCUUUUAUUUCAGUUUAGCACUGCUGGCAUAAUCCGAGCUUUUAUGCGUUGAAAACCCAUCACAGCUCUAGAAUAAUUCAGUUUGCAGUUUAUUUCUGUAUUGUUUUUGGAAAAUAUUGAGGUCGGUGCUGAGAGCCAUGGUCAAAUAUGGUCCGGCAGGCGGCAGAAGUCACCCUGUACUUAAGACUGAGACUCAGGCCACCACGCUUAUGGCUCGGCGGCUUGGCCCCUCAGAUGGCGUCUUCCUCGAGUACAUCCACUUCCAACACUUCCAGUGCCUUAUCGAGAGCUUUAAUCUCUAGAGAAUGUGUUCCGAAAAGUAAUACCGGAAAGUACAAGGAAAGAGGUAACUCGGAUCCAAAGAACUUGAGUCCUCGUGAUCGAAUCGAAGAAUUCCCAGGGGAAAAUUUGUGUCUUCGAGGUGGAAAACUGUUUUGCAAUGGGUGUAAGGAGAUAUUGAGCUCUAAAAAGAGCAUUCUCAAAAACCACUUGGCUUCCAAAAAACAUGCCGCAGGCAAAGAGAAGUUAAAAGUGACAAAAAAGCGAGAUCAUGUGCGCACAUGCGUAUUUGCCAUGCUAAAGACUGUAAGACUGGAAGGUGGACUAUAUGAAUGUUCAUUAAAGUCAAAAUUGAUAGAGUUAAGCUACUGAUGAUCUUUAUUUUCCUUAAAAUCAGUGUAAAAUCUAAGUAGCAUAAUUUCGGUGACAGAGAGCAUAAUUUUGGCAUAAUUUCUAAAAAGUAUGAGCACAGCUAAAAGCAUAAUAUGCUUUUUUUCGAGCACAAUCUACCAAAGCCUAUUCAGUGGCAUUUGAUCCUAAUUUUGAUUCUUUGUGACCAGUAAAUACAGAUGUCUCUCUUUGUGCUAAGUUCAAAAUAGAAAACCUGAAUCAACUUUACGUUCUAAAAACAGUUAGAUUACACAUACCAGUAGUGGGAGAACCCAGUGAAGGACAAAAGGCAUUGAAAAUCUAGACGCAAUUAUAGCGGCAUAGUAGAGGCCACUGAUGGACCCUUUUUAGGUCAUCCCAGAUACUAAUAAGGGCUGGUGAACUCAUGCACAACCGCCCCAUAAAAUCCAGUUACUGCGGCGUAAUAAACACUGGUACUAUCUCAGAUACUGCUCGGACAUCGCGGAACAUAAACAACCGGAAACUGAAAGUAGGCGGUGGCAUAUGUGAACCAGGCUGAACAAAUGAAACCGUGUGAAAAUGAAAUAAUCGGCAGCAUGUCACGAGCGUGGGACAAAAAAAAAUUAAGUCCCUGACAGGAUUCGAACCUAUGACCUCCCAAACACUGGGCGGGCGCUUUAUCCACUCGAGCUACGGAGAACUCAUGGAGAGCGAAGCCAUAUACUAGGUUCAUAUUUAACGUGCGUCCUGCAUACUGCUAGGAUCAGCGAUGAUGUCCAUGUCUUACUAUGUGUUGAAAGAAUGAAGUUGUGUGGUGAAAGAACAAAGUUGUGUUUUCUUUGUAGACUGAUGUACAUCUACACUGCGAGGAGUGGGAUUUGGCACUAAGUAGAGGAGUGCCGUGGGAACCAGAGGCCAUAGUAAGGAAGCUACCUGAGUUUCUAGAGUUCGUUAUGGAAGUGCAAGGGCAUGUCUUCUAUGAAAUGAACAUGGUUGAACUGAGAAAAACAAGUAUGUUAACUCUAUCAAAUACAUUAGUCAAAACUUAGUACAUUAACAAGUGAUCUAACUGAUUACCUUACCUAGUCCCUGUUCGGCGUUUUCCCAGUCGCUAUCGGUCAAUUCACUUCAGUGACAUAUGCGAGGCGAACGCGCGGCAAACGGCCUUACAUUUUCGCAUAGACCACGUGACCCGAAGCGCUUUGGCCGCGCGGAAUAAUAAGGCCUUGGGAACAGAUUACCUACACGUAUACCUCGAGUAUUUAUCGUGAUACUAAGCUAGUGAAUGUGCCAGUUAGCCUUGGCCUUGUUGGAGUUGUAAUAUACGAUGAGGAAUUCGUGUUUUUGUCUUUUAAACGUAUAAAUAAUCUGAUAAAUUCAGUGAGCUAUUUUUUCUAUCCCUUAGCUCCACCGGAGAUUCUUGCAAGGGGUCCAUCUGCUUUGGAAGCCUAUAAAAAAGCCCUUGAAGGUGGGAAGACUUCAGUUAAGAGGGUUCCAAUAAUGCUUAUUGGACAAGAUCGGGCAGGAAAAACAAGCUUAAAGAAGUCGUUGAAAGGGAUUUGUUUCGACCCAAAUGAAGACAGCACUGUUGGAAUAGAGGUCGAUCCUUCGUAUUUCAGUGUAUCCACUGAGACAUGGAAGACAGGAGAGAAAACUCAGGACGAGGAUUUGGACACAAUGAUUUCCUUUGACUACCACAUGGCUUUGACUAUGACGGAACAAAUUGUGGCUAGUUUAAAGGAGACAGGAAAAAACACAGAGAUUGCGACGAAUGCAGAGGAAAGUCAGGAUAGCAUUGAUAUAGAAACAAAUGACGUACCAGGAGAACACCAUUAUGCCGAGCAGCCAACAAGUUCUGAGCAUAUUCAAACAUCCGAAAAUACAGCACCCACCCCUAGGCAAAAUAUAUCACAUGUAUCUCAUCCAACAGAAAAAAAAAAUGAAGACCUUAACUUCCCGUCCUCAGUUGUUCCUGAAGAGGUAGCAACUGUAGCUGAAUCAUUUCUGCGGGGUGAUCUGAAUGAUGGGAGAGAAGACAUCUACUCAACGUUUUGGGAUUUUGCUGGACAAUCCGUUUACUAUGUGACCCACCCACUUUUCCUCACCAGAAGAGCAAUUUAUUGCUUAGUGUACGAUCUCAGCUUAAAUCCAGAAGGUAUAGCCAAGCCUGUUGUAAAGCAAGGUGUUUACAAAGAAGUCCUAGAAAAUUGCGGUCUCAAAACUAAUUUGGAUUAUCUUGAUUUCUGGAUGAUGUCUGUGGCCUCACUCACAAGCUGUCAAAGUGAUGCUAGCCCUCAAUCAGACCAUCUACCAGAAACGCUGCCACCUGUCUUGUUAGUGUGCACUCAUGCAGACACACCUUACGAUGGUCGUAAUCCAAAAAAAGUAGCCCACGAGAUCUUUGGGUUUCUGAAGAACAAGCCAUACGGUGGCCAGCUGCAUGACGUGUUCGUCGUGGACAACACAAGCCUGAAGGUCAAUAACUCCGAAUGCCCAGAAAUUGUACGUCUGCGGCAGGAGGUCCUUGCUGUCGCUAAAAUUCUACCUCACAUAGACGAAGUCAUUCCAGUCAAGUGGCUGAAAUUUGAGAAGGUCCUUAAAGUAGCGAAGGAAAAGGCAUACAAAUGCAUCAACUUGGAGACCGCUAGAGUUCUUGGACGAAACGCUUGUAACAUUGUUGAUGACGGCGAGUUUAACACUUCACUGGACUAUUUACAUGAUUUGAGAAGUAUAAUUCAUUUUAAAGACACUGAAGAAUUGAACAAAAUGGUAGUCUUGAAUCCGCGGUGGUUAAUUGACGUUUUCAAAAAGGUGAUAACUAUCAAACCUCAUGAUGCUAGAGAAAACAACUACUUGAAGCUUUGGUGUAAGCUGGAACGGAACGGAAUUCUGGAUGAGAAACUUCUAGAACAUGUAUGGGGUCGCUUGUUUAACAAAAAAGAAACGUGCGACAGUCUUAUCGAAAUAAUGAAUAAAUUUUGCUUGCUAUGCCCUUGGCCAUCAGAUCCUUUAAACGGCAAGAGCUACCUAGUACCUUCCAUGUUAAAGUUGCCCCCACCGGCGAAAAUGUCUCAGCUGAUUGCCUCCGCAAAGUUUCCGUCUCUUUUUAUCAAAUUCGAGAAUGGCCAAGUCCCUCUAGGUUUUUUCCCGCGUCUGGUAAUUCAGUUCUUCCAAUGGGGCAAAGAAAAACUGUGGAAACCAGGGAAUCCUCAUUUGUUUCGUAAUUUUGCCAGGUUUUUUACCAUUACAGAUGAUUACUCGGUUAUUUUGAUUUGCCACUCUUCAACAGUUGAAAUUGUAGUUCACGGAGGAAAUUGUAGCCUUGGAUCAGCUGAGAGUGUGUCGUCGCAGCUAUCACAGUCCGAGGACUUGCACCCUGAAGACACUGCUGGGUUAACCUGUUGUCGAGCUGUGAGUGAGCAGUUGGGAUUGAUGCUUGAGUGUAUGCGCAAUGAGUUCUUCUGGUUAAGAAGUAUGAAGUAUGAAAUGACUGUCACCUGUACAGUCUGCUGCAAGCGAGGAGCUGUUGAAUACUGUCAGGCUCAUAACAUACAAUACUGCAAAGAAGAGCAGUGCCUUCACUUCCUGACACUUGCCGAGUUGUUCCGCUCCAAAAAAGACCUGGUUUGCUCCAGAUCAGCCUUCGCCAAUAAUUCCAGUAUUCAGGUGAUGCAGUUCGCUCCGUGGUUUCCCUCAGAAGAGCAGUAUGUAAGUAACUUUAAGAUACAGGGGAACCCUAUCUUCAUUUUCUGGGUGACCCUAUUACGCAUAAUCAUCAAAUGACCUUUAGAGACAUACGGUAUAAGUUUUAUCGAUACUAAGUCUAUUGCAUAGAGUUACAUAGCAACGAAGCAGUACGUGCGCAGAUCGGCGAGGUUGACUCUUUAUAAAAGUGUUUAACUCGGGUCACAUAACAUUGUUGAGGUUAAGCUACACCAAGACGCGGCUUCCUCUCACUACUGUUUGUCCAAGUGGCCCUUACCAAGUAUGGCUCUUUCCCAUACUUAAGUUAAAAGUGUCUGUUGUCCCUAUUUGCCGGUUUAAACAACUGUCUGUAGGGCGGUAGUCCUCCUCUUUUGGCAGUACAAGUGUAAUUCUACUGUUGUCUUGGUAGAGAAGGUUUUGAGAAACGUUAACACCGGUAAGGAUGGAAUUGACAACGCAGAGUGAACGUUGCCAUCAAGUGGUCAUGCGAAUUCAUGUGCUAUCGUUUCUUGACAUGGCAUUACAGUCCUCAUAAACAGCAAAUAAUUAUAUAUGAUUCAAGAAAAUUGCUUCUCAUCAACGUGCACUUUUUUUUUUCAACCAGCACGCUACUAAUUUUUGCCAGCAUACUGGGUACCGUAGAAUUCAGGGACGUCCGUGACUUUAUCUUUAACAGAGCAAAAGUGUCGUUUUGAUGGUUUUGAAGCUCAGAAAGCAAUGAAUUUCUCUCAUAAAUCUCCAACAGGUACACGGCGAACCUGAUGAAAGGCUCGUGUGGAAUGAUGAAGGUAGGUCUAUACGAACAACAAUUAAAUUGUGCUUUAAUUAAAAGGAUAUUUUAAGGUAAUAAUCCAGAAAAUGAAAUCUUUAAAUGCCUAACCGCAUGUAAAAGGGACACAAAUGAAAAGGACCUCGUCCAAGUUACCCUUCCAACCGGAAAUUUGAUAUCUCACAUUAGCGAUCUUUUUUGGGUCGAAAACGCAUCAAAAUGAAAACGAUGACCGAAAAUAUAGUAGGCGCAUGUUUUUUGUAACAUGUGCGUCACAACGUGAAAUUCUAUCGUUUUUGAACGUUUUAGUGUGGAGAGUCCAAAACGCAUCAAAUUGGUAGUGUGGACGAGAAUCGAUCGAUGUGUUUUAAACUUGUAGUUUUGAAAACGCAAAAGUGUGGACAUGGCCUUAAUUAAGUCCAGUAAGGCGUUAAACACCGAUUGAAUAGUAUAAAUAUACUAUUGUUUAGCAAAUAUAAGAUUGGAGGGAUUAAAAGGAAGGCUAGCAAAUUAUUAAACAUCCCCUUGUAUAAGCCGAGUACCGGACAGAGAAGAUUCCACUACCGCAUGGUACACAUUUGGAACAAUCUAGACAGUACUCUUAAAACUGCAAAAUCGAUUUCUACUUUUAAAUUUUGUCUGAAAAAUAAGUUGAUUUCUGACUUUUUAAAUAACACGUUAUGAUAGUAUUUUAGUAUCUUACUAGUAUCUUAUUUUAUUUUAACUAAAAGUAUGCAUAUUGUAUAGUACGUAGUGAGAAUAUUUAUUAUACGAUUAAUUCUUAAAUAGGUAUGUUUAUAUUGCUUUGUUCGAAUUGUUAACUACUUCUCUUAUCUUAAUUAGUUUUUUUUUUUUUAGUCGCAUUGUCACUGAAAAGCCCCACCAGGGGAGUGUCAAUAAACUAUUGUAUUGUAUUAUUGCAAAUAACUCUGUUAUACAGACUCGCCGUUAGACUCAUAGCUGACUUAUCGUGCAACUCUCUGCCUGACCACAAUUAGACUUCUUGGCUUGUGCAAAUACUCAUGGUGACUAAGAUCUCAGGAAAUGGUUUGCUUUUUGCUUUUUUUUUAGGUUUUUUUUUUGGCAGAAUACCAGUUGUAUUAGAAAACCGCAGGUCAUCUCGGGGGGGUGCGCACCCCUGCACCCUCCCCCUAGAUCCGCCCCUAGGAUUUUUACCGGAAAUGAAAAUCGUCAUGCCGUUCAGUUUACCAUGAAAAUUCCUGUGAUAGGAUCAGCAUAUUACUAAGCCUUUUGGUAAUUUAAUUCUUGAGAAAACAAUAUCUUUCUUCCAAUACGACAAAGAGCUGAGCCAUCCACCGAUAAAUACAUGCAUCUUAGUAUCAUAGAUACUUUAACCUCACAACCUAUAACACUCUAUAAUCGUAUUCCGUUUCGUAGGAAAUGGAGAGAAAUCGGUGGCUCUUCCUGAGGAUGUCUUGAAGUCACUUAUAUCGAGAUCUUGUGAUUCCAAGGAAGUUGUUUCCCAGUUUAAAGAAGCCCUUCAGCUGGAUGAGUCCGCUCUGAAAAAGCCAGAUAUCCAGACCAAACGGAAGAUUCGUUGUUUGGCUAGGCAGGCUAAAUGCUCAGACAGGUCCGACGUUAUCAAGCAGUUAAGAGACAUAACACCUGCAGGAACAACGGGUGAGUCUAGGGUUUGUCACGUUAUAUCACUGAGGAAAAAGGUACCGUAACCAAAUGUCUUUUCGAACUUUGGCGUCAAGAUCUGUAUGAAGUAACAAUCAUUUAAAUGACUUCUGUGGAAGCUUGUAGAGUAAUAGGCCACCGAGAUACUUCCACCAAUUAUUUGUCGUUUGACCUUUCCUCAAAUCUCUUAUUUAUCUUAACCACCAGUGCACCAGCAUAUGCCGUAAUGUUAAAUGUGCUUGUUUCUCAUUAGGUCCUUUGAUGAAAGACAGUCUUGACGUGCGAAAAAUUCCUCAUUCCUUGGCAGAAAAGCUUACCAUCGCUUUGUGUGGUAUGACCAAAUUUCACUGUUUUUACUGAUUCACCUACUCACACAGUGUAUUUUAAAAUUUAAAAAUUAAAUUAUCUGUUGGACUGAUACGCCUCCUCAUUUCAAACAUGACAAUAUAAGGUCCAGCAAAUGAGAACUGGGGCGGCCUUCUUUUAGGUCGAUUAACCAAGGGAUCAGAGUACAAUUUCCCGAUUUUCUCUCACGGCCUAUGAAGAGUUUACGUUUUUUUUAAGGCAUCGGUGAAAGUGUUUGGUAUACAUACAUGCAUGCGUAUGAUCAGCAACCAUAAUCGCAUGUAUAACCGCAAGCGUGGGGUCCUCGCGGUUCCAUAGAGAUAGAUAUAUGUGCUAUUUUUAGAACAAACUGCGCCACCCUCAACGCCUCAAACUCGUGCGGGAACCCGCAAAUUUGUGCGGCUCUCGUGUGGAAUUUCAGGGGAUGGGCGAUCAUCUUGCAUCUGUUAUUAAGGGCUCUCUGAACCUUCUUAGUGCUUCAUAUCUCGACGUACAAUACAUGUGCAAUGGAAGAAUGAGCCGGUGCUAUAUAAACAUUACUACAAUUCUAUAUGUUUAUCGCAAAAACCUCGCGAAGAUGUAAUUAGCCAGCAGUAAGAAAAAAGGUAAACAAGCCAAAAGGGAACAAUGUGGUAUCAUAAAAACAAGAAAACAAAACAAAACAAAAGAUAAAAGCAAAACGAAAAGACAUUAUCAACAAAGAAAAAAAGACCUUAGUCGAGAGUCGUACCUGGACCGUCUGCACGGGAGGUCGGCUCUUAGACCACUGCGCCACGCUAUCAAGGAUAAUGUUAAUGGGAAAAUUCUUGUAUGCUGAAUUGAAAGAUAUAUUUGAAGAAAAUUAGCCAUAAUUUUUGUUGUUGUUGUUAACUUUCUGCCCUCCUUUUCCCCGCAAGUUUUUUUUUGUUUCGUCCGAACGGGAUAUUCAUCGCACGACUUCUCCGACAUCUUUUUCGUCACUUUUUGUCUUUGUCAAAAACACUCACUACGGUGAUUAACAUUAGCAAAACCACAUUCGCAGUCCCUAUAUUCAGGUCUUGCCUCAAAUUCAGACAGAAAUGGAAUUUACUCAUCUCUUGCGUUGGUAAUUUCCGACGCCAUUUUGUUUGUGUAUCAUUUGCACGGCGCCCUCGCAAAAAUGCGCGCACGUGUCACCCGAGAUGGCGUAGUUUGUGCUAAAAAUAGCCCAUUUGGCAUUAAUGGAAAAGGUAUCCAGUUAGGGUCUCCUACCCCGGUUAUGGCUCCUGAUAUGAUCGAUUCUCCGUAUUUUACAGAGCCCUUAUAUUUUUUGUGUUGCAGGAGGAGACGAGUGGAAGCUGGUUGCUGAGAGACUGGGUUUAGAUCAAGAAAAAAUUCGUUUUCUUGACAAGCGCACCCUGAACCCAGCUGAUAUUCUAAUUGGUUAUAUCGCAAAUCAGCGUCAUUUGACUGUAGCAGAUCUUUAUGAAGUUUUGUGUGAUUGUGAGCUUCCUGUUAUAGCCGACACUUUGUAAAGAAAAGUAAAAAAGGAAUUGCGUCUUGUGGUUGAGAAAAGGUGUUCCUCAUUUCUUCAGCAUCUGGGCC